This is a messenger RNA of Cannabis sativa, 3272 nucleotides long. Its product is annotated as receptor-like protein 7. NCBI's taxonomy places the organism in Eukaryota, Viridiplantae, Streptophyta, Magnoliopsida, Rosales, Cannabaceae. Gene Ontology annotation, molecular function: protein binding. The record is from RefSeq and is a predicted model, not a curated record. Bases 62 to 3076 code for a protein of 1004 amino acids. The transcript has a single exon.
UAAAGAUAGAUGAUCCAAUACCAUGUAAUAAACAUCCAAUACUUAUUAGGUGAAACUAAUAAUGAUGGGUUUGUUUCCAUGGCUCCAUUCUCUCACCAUUCUUCUUCUCUUUGUUAUUACUUCUUCUUCUUCUUCUUCUCCUUUGUGUCAUCCCAAUGAAAGCUCUGCUUUGCUCCACUUCAAAAACUCUUUCACCAUCUUCAACUAUUGCACCUCUCAUUAUAAACUUAAAACAUAUGUCAAUCCAAAUGAAACAAUUUCAUGGGACAUAACAACCAAUGAUUGCUGCAAAUGGAGUGGAGUCACGUGUGAUGACAUCACAGGUCACGUGAUACGUCUUGACCUCAAAUGCAGUGGUCUUCAAGGCAUUCUUCACUCAAACAACACUCUUUUCUCUCUAUCUCAUCUCCAAUCUCUUAUUCUCUCCGGGAAUGAUUUUUAUGGCUCCACAAUUUCAUCUCAAUUUGGUAAGUUUUCAAGUAUGGUUCACCUUGACCUUUCUUACUCUGGCUUCAUUGGUCAACUUCCUAUUCAAUUGUCUUACUUGUCCAAAUUAGUUACACUUGAUUUGACUGAGAAUUAUGAUGUGAAACUAGAGACAUAUAGUUGGAAAACCAUUGUUGCAAAUCUAACAAAUCUUAGAGAAUUGUUUCUUAGUUAUGUUGAUAUGUCUUCUACUUCACCUCAUUCCUUUAUGAAUCUUUCAACUUCUUUAACAUCUCUUGAUCUUAGUUUAAGUCGUUUGCAAGGUAAAUUUCCAAAAAAUGUUCUCAAUUUGCCAAAUCUUCAGCGACUCGAUUUGAGUCAAAAUAUCAAUCUCAAUGGCUCUUUUCCAAAAUACAAUUGGAGCAGCCCACUUAGAGUGUUGAAUCUUUCUAGCUCUGGAAUUGUGAUAGAUAAUAUACCUUAUCUUUGUCGAAAGUUGAAGUACUUACAUGCUUUGUCUCUUAGUGAUUACAAAUUCUUAAGACUAUCUCCCACAUUGCUUGACAAUUGCACACAAAUCACUUCCUUAGACUUUUCUUCUAAUGAUUUUGAAGGUUAUAUUCCAUGGUCAUCAAUUUUAAAUCUACAAAAGCUAACAUAUUUAGAUUUUUCAAGGAAUAAUUUCAUAGGUCAAAUUCCGAAGUUUUGUAGUAACUAUUUAAACGAAAAUUCAUCAUUGUGUGUCUCUCCUCUCUUGUUUUUAACAACCCUGGAUUUAUCUGUAAAUAAGCUUAAUGGGACAAUACCUUCUUGGAUAUAUUCCCUUCCUUCAUUACAAUAUAUAGGUCUAAGUUCCAAUAAUUUCAGUGGUAACAUUCAGGAGUUUCAACAUAAUUCAUUGGUAUAUCUUGGUCUAAAUUUUAAUAGCUUACAAGGCCUGUUUCCAAAAUCAAUUUUUCAGCAAGUAAAUCUCACUUCUUUGAAUCUUUUAUCAAAUAACUUGAGUGGUGUCUUGCAAUUAGACCAGUUUUUAAGGUUGAAAAAUCUCAAAGUCAUUCAAAUUUCUAAUAAUAAUUUUUCAUUUGUAUCUAAUAAUAAUAACAAUAAUAAUAACAAUACUUUUCCCAAUACUCUUUCUAGAUUGUAUAUGUCUUCAUGUGGUAUGAGUGAGUUUCCAUACUUCCUAAAAAGCUUGAAAAAUUUAGAACACUUGGACCUAUCCAACAAUCAAAUUGAAGGUAGUGUUCCUCAAUGGUUAUGGAAUAUGGGUAAGGAUUCAUUGCUUGUCUUAGAUCUUUCUCACAACUCUUUGACCCAAAUAGAUCAAAUUCCAUGGAAGACUCUACAAUUCAUUGAUCUUCGCUUCAACCAACUUCAAGGUUAUCUUCCAAUCCUCCCACCUCAUACAUCAUUCUUUUCAAUUUCCAACAAUUUAUUCGUAGGAGAAAUAUCACCCGUGAUUUGUGAUCUCAGUAGCCUUGAUGUCCUUGAUUUUUCGAAUAACAAUUUGAGCGGGAACAUUCCUUCAUGCCUAGGAAAUUCAAGUUCUCUCAGAGUGUUAGAUUUGCAAAAGAAUAAGUUUCAAGGAAUCAUUCCUCUAGCUUUCGCAAAGGGAAACAGCCUAAGGGCUUUGAAUCUUAAUGAAAAUCAAUUAGAAGGGUCAUUGCCAAAUUCUUUGCUCAAUUGUAAAGAGUUGGAACUUUUAGAUAUUGGAAACAACAAGAUAAAUGGAUCCUUUCCAUGGUGGUUGGAAUCUCUUCCAAAACUUCAAGUUCUUACCUUGAGAAAUAAUAGAUUUCAAGGUCCAAUAGGCAAUCCCAAGAUAAGAAAUCCCUUUCAAACUUUGAGAAUUAUAGAUCUCAGUGGCAAUGAAUUCACUGGCCAUUUGCCACUAAAAUAUUUUGAGAAUUUUGUGGGAAUGAUUGAUGCUACUUCUGAUGGCUUGAACUACAUGGCAACAAAUUCCUACCAAAUGGGCUAUUAUCAAAUCAGUUCAUUGACUAUAAAAGGAAAUUAUGUUGGGUUACUGAAAAUCCAAACCAUGCUUAUAGCCAUUGACUUCUCAAGAAACAACUUCAUUGGAAUGAUCCCAAACUCAAUUAGUAAACUCAAUUCACUCAAAGGUCUCAAUUUUUCUCAUAACAAGCUAAUUGGUAAUAUCCCGUCAUCAUUGGGAAAUUUGAGCAAUCUAGAAUGGUUGGAUCUCUCCUCAAACGAGCUCAGCGGGAAGAUUCCAUGGCAACUGGCUGCAAAUCUGAAUCAACUCGGAUUUUUGAAUCUUUCUGUGAACAAAUUGGAGGGACCAAUACCUCAUAGCCGACAAUUCGAUACAUUCAAUGAAAAUUCAUAUAAUGGGAAUUCGGGUUUAUGUGGAUUUCCACUCUCUAAAUCAUGCAACGAGGACAAACCAUCAUCACCAACCUCUCAAGAAGAAGAGAAUGAGGAGCAUGGGAAUGGAUUAUUUAAUUGGAAAAGUGUGUUGAUGGGAUAUGGAAGUGGAAUGGUUAUUGGUAUUUCUGUGGGAUACAUGGUCCUUACACAUAAAAUCAUUGAUGGGAUUGUCGAAAGAGUAAAAGGAGAACAAUGGCUUCAAUUGGCAAAAAGAUCAAAGCGAAAUGCUCGUCAAAAUUGUAGAAUUGGAAGAAGUUAGUUUACAUUUUCCGCUUUUCAGCGAUAUAAUACCUCAUAAAGGUGCUAGACAACAUGAGUAUAAUGUCAGCCCACAACACUUCUUUUUUUGCUCUUUCUUUUUCUUCUUCUUUUAUUUUGUUUCUAUUCUAUAAUAAAGUCUUAAAUGAAAACAAACAACUCUAAUACAAUCUCAAUAUUAAUAUAUGGUUUGAUGA